AUGAGGCCUACUUCAAAGUUCUAUGGCUUUCAUGAGCAACCAAAGAAGGUGAUAAAUGGGCCACGUCCCUCCCCUUUGGUGAUCAACAAUCAUUCCCAAUUGAUACGCAAGUCUUCAGUUUCUUCAACAUGUGUUGUUGCUGACCCCAAACUUCACAAGCAGCAGAGGAGACCCAUCAUUAUUUACACUCAAUCACCCAAGGUUAUACACACCAAGGCUCAAGAUUUCAUGGCUCUUGUUCAAAGACUCACUGGCAUGUCACGCACCAAUGAUGUGAAAGAGGCCUCUGAGAACUUUGGAUCAUCUUUGUCCGAUGGAUCCAACAACAAUAGUAAUGAAACUAGCUCAGCUCUUAGGAGGGGUGAUGAGACUUGUAUUGAGGGGGGUGCGAAUGUUCAAUAUAAUUCCUCUAACCUGGAUUUUGUCGAUAUGCCACUGUUCACUCCAAGUUCCUCAGAUUUCUUUUGUUCAUCGGCUAGAUCAGUGUAUAAAUAUUCUGAUUCCCCAUAUGGAAUUUUGGGAACUUUGAUAUCUCCUUCUGGGUUGGAAUUCAUGAAAGAGUUGCCUGAAUAUUGA
Molecule: messenger RNA, 576 nt
Organism: Abrus precatorius (Indian licorice)
Lineage: Eukaryota; Viridiplantae; Streptophyta; Magnoliopsida; Fabales; Fabaceae
Product: VQ motif-containing protein 8, chloroplastic-like
Exons: 1
Coding region: 1-576 (191 amino acids)
Cellular component (GO): nucleus
Source: RefSeq, a predicted model, not a curated record